Molecule: messenger RNA, 456 nt
Organism: Closterium sp. NIES-65
Lineage: Eukaryota; Viridiplantae; Streptophyta; Zygnematophyceae; Desmidiales; Closteriaceae
Source: the annotation of a GenBank genome assembly
AUGUCGGCCGCAGCGCUUAUUCUCCGGGGUUGUCAGUUCGUCUUCACCCUCAUUUCUUUCAGCAUCCUGGCAGCGGCGGACGGCAAUCUGACGGCGUUCAGCACGGGCCAGUUCCUGCUGGCGGCGGGCAUCAUCGGGUUCAUCUUCUCGUUCAUCGCCCUCGUCGCAGGCAUCGCAGCCGUCGCCAGCAGCUCGCUGAGGGACAAGCAGUCGCGCAUGUACCUCUACUUCGCCGCUGAGAGCUUCCUCAACGUGUGUCUACUCUUCGGGGCUGCCUGCACGGGCGCCAAUGUGUUCGGCGAGUCGUGCGGCUUCUUGAGCAACGCCUAUGACGCAUUCGAGUCCAGGACCAACACAUGCACCUACGCCAAGACGUCAGUCGGCUUUGCAUUCCUCGCCUCGUUCGCUUUCAUGGCCACACACUGGUACUAUGUCUUUGCAAUGAAUCGCGGCUAA